UGUCCCAUUUAGCAAUCCGUACGUGUAGUUUGCUCAUACGUCAGCCAUGAAGAUGACGGAGGAAAACAGUCCUGAUAAAUUCACUGUUACAACGGAAGAUGUUCAGCGUCUGAUUAAAAAGAAAGAUGAAAUCGAGGAGCAGAUUAAAGCGUACUACGAUGUGUUAGAAGAUCAAGGCAAUGUGGGCAUGCACGCCUCUCUAGUGGACGCGGAAGGCUUUCCACGCGCAGAUGUGGAUUUGUUCCAGGUCCGAACAGCAAGGCACAGCAUCUCAUGUUUGCAGAAUGAUCACAAAGCGAUCAUGGUGGAGAUUGAAGAGGCCCUUCAUAAACUGCAUGCUCUGGAAAGAGCAAAGCGAGAGCAGGACCAGGCAGAAGCACAGGUGGAGAGAAUGGAGCAGGAGGUGUCGUUGCCUCCACCUUUUGCCCGUGUGGAUGCUGUGACUCAGGGAUCCCCUGCUUACCAGGCGGGUCUGUGCGUUGGUGAUGAGGUUGUUGAGUUUGGUUCAGUGAACCCGAGCAAUUUCCACAACCUGCAGAACAUUGCAACUGUGGUGCAGCACAGUGAGGGGAAAUCCGUCAGCGUCUCUGUCAUUCGGAACGGACAGAAAGUUCGCCUCAGCUUAACUCCACAGCGCUGGUCUGGGAGAGGCCUACUGGGGUGCAACAUUGUUCCUAUUCACAGAUGAUUGAGACGAGAAAAGCUCACAACUCUUUCAAACCAAUGUCACUGAGUGGCUGAAGACAUUCUGCAUUUUCAGUAUAAUGUGCUGAAGACAAGUUUACUUUUAAAUUCCUUAUAACUCAAUUCCUGUACUCCGAGAACACAAUUGUGCAUUCAUGAACUGGCGUGACAUAAAAAAAUUUAUUCUAGUAAACCAUGAAUAAAUAAAUCUUGUUUUUUCAUCAUAUUGUGUUUACAGAAUUUCAAAUGAGGAAUUAAAAUGUAUUCUUCCUGUUAUAAAUUAAAUAUAUUAAAUAUUUUCUGA
This is a messenger RNA of Tachysurus fulvidraco (yellow catfish), 988 nucleotides long. RefSeq names its product proteasome 26S subunit, non-ATPase 9 (gene psmd9). Gene Ontology annotation, biological process: proteasome regulatory particle assembly. The record is from RefSeq and is a predicted model, not a curated record. Lineage: Eukaryota; Metazoa; Chordata; Actinopteri; Siluriformes; Bagridae. Gene Ontology annotation, molecular function: protein binding. Bases 47 to 688 code for a protein of 213 amino acids. The transcript is spliced from 6 exons. Gene Ontology annotation, cellular component: nucleus; cytoplasm.